Molecule: messenger RNA, 1161 nt
Organism: Adineta ricciae
Lineage: Eukaryota; Metazoa; Rotifera; Eurotatoria; Adinetida; Adinetidae
Source: the annotation of a GenBank genome assembly
AUGCAAACAGAAGACGUUUUUAUCAUUGCCGGAGCGGGCAUUGGCGGCUUAGCUACCGCGCUAGCGCUUCAAAAGAAUGGAUUUUCGUAUGAGAUUUAUGAACGUGAUGCAGAUUUUUAUUCACGUCGACAAGGUUAUAGUUUAACAAUUCAAAAGAAUGGCUUCGAAGCGUUACAAGAACUUGGCGUAGGCGAACACGUACGAGAAAUGGGCAAAGACUCGGUAAUUUGUGGAACAACAACAUAUAAUCAUCGCGGCGAAAUUAUUUUCUCUAAAGCAAAGCGAAAGAACAAUCGAUACGAUUUCAAUAAUUUUGCAGUUCCACGACAAUCUCUCCGCGAAUGUUUAAUGAGAGAAUUGAAGCCAAACAUAAUUCAGUGGAACAAGGAAAUACUUCGAUACGAACUGAUCGAAGGCGAUCCUCAUCGGAUUCAAGUUAUCUUUACUGAUCAUACGUCGACAUUUGGCUGUGCAUUGAUCGCUUGCGAUGGAGUUCACAGUGCAAUUCGUAGGCAAGCGUUAGGUGACGAUUUGAACUAUCUUGGCGUAUGGGCGAUCAAUGGUAUUGCAUCUCAUCAACAAAAUCCAAUUUUCGUAAAUCAAACUGUUCAAAUGCUUGAUGGAAAAUCUCGUUUGUUUAUCAAGCCUUAUUCUCUUGAUAAAUCCAUGUGGCAAUUGACCUUUCAAGUGUCGAAAGAUGACCAUACUUACAACCAGAAUGAUCUGAACGAUUUAUUGUGCAAGGCGAAAUACACUACGAAAGACUGGCAUGAACCAAUGAUGAAACUAAUCAGUGAUACAUCAGUAUCUGAUGUUCGUGCUGGUCCCAUUUUUGAUCGAGAUCCAUUAGAAACUAUUGGAAAAGAUCUAGCGUGUGUAACCAUGCUAGGCGAUGCUGUGCAUCCAAUGAGUCCUUUUAAAGGCCAAGGUGCUAACCAAGCAUUGAUGGACGCUAUUGAUUUAGUGAAGUUUCUGAUGAAGUAUAGAGGAAAAAGAAAUGGCGUUGAACAAGGGUUUUCUGACUUCGAAGUUGAAAUGCUCAAACGUUCAAAACGCUAUGUUUUACAAUCAAGAUCAGCCGUCGAGUUUCUUCAUACAAACAAUGCGUUGCGAAACGAAACUAUGUCUCAAUUUGUUAGAGAAAAGCUUCUACAAGAAUAA